UUAGCAAAAUGACAGUGAGGAUGAGGAUCCGUAGCAGAGUACAUUUAUACGCCAUUUUUUCAUUUUGCUGACUAAAAAUUAAUCAAAACCCUUUAAAGCUUAGACCAAUUCUCACUUGAUUAUCACUUUGUUCUAAUCAAAAUCUCAACUUUUUCCUUUUUUGUAUUCUAUCAGUCCUUAACUACCCAGACCUUCCCAUGAAGCAGAGAGUUUCCUCAACAAGUACAGAAGUUGUUUACUUUCUUGCUAGACCUGUUGUCUUUAUUGUUUCUUUCUCAGCUCAUCAGCUUAUCUAACAAAUACCUGUUCUUCCCCGAGCUUAGUAAUUUGUGGGGUUUUUCUUUUUUGAUUGCAUGAUUUAUUUUCGUUAUUCUUUUUUCUUCCUCGUUCUUUGAUUGUAUAUUGUAUUGUAUGAUUAUAAUUUGUUAUUGUAAUUCAACAUCAGUGGUUAAUAGAUGUUAAUAGCUAUAUGCUAUCUCUAGGAAUCUUGGAUAUUUGAGUGAAUUAUAUAUUGAUUGCAUGACGUAGAUGGGCUUUGAAUUGGACCCUUGAUGGCAAUUUGGAGUUGAUUAAUCGGUUUUGACUAGCUGAGGUUUCAUUUUGCCUGGAUUGCAGUAAAAGUUCAGAGAGUAGAUCUUUCUGUUCCUGUAAGCAUACUAGUGCACCUGAAAACCGGCAGAUCUCAUAUAUGCGUUACUAGGGAGGAGUUUUUUAUUAAGGGAUUGAUUUUAGCGUGGUUAAGACUAUAUGGGGAAUACUUGUGUUGGACCAAGCAUUUCCAAAAAUGGUUUCUUGCAGUCUGUUUCUGCUGCAAUGUGGCGAUCUCGGUCACCAGAUGAUAUUAUGGGUACUGGAGAGAGUGUACACACUGAAACACCAAAUGCUGGUAAAGAACCUGAAUCACCAAUCCCUGUCCAGAGAAAGCCACCUGAACAAGUGAAAAUUCCAGAACCAGAACCAGAACCAGAACCAAAAAAAGAGCCUCCAGCAAAGCCCAAGAAACCGGUACAUUUCAAGAGGGUCGCUAGCGCAGGGCUUAAGGACUAUGUUUUACAAACAAGAACUGGUAACUUGAAGGAGUUUUUCAGCUUGGGGAAGAAAUUAGGACAAGGUCAAUUUGGAACAACAUUUCUUUGCGUGGAGAAAGCAACUGGAAAUCAAUAUGCUUGCAAAUCAAUUGCCAAGAGGAAGUUAUUGACAGAUGAUGAUGUGGAAGAUGUCAGAAGGGAAAUUCAGAUAAUGCAUCAUUUAGCAGGGCAUCCUAAUGUCAUAUCAAUUCAAGGGGCUUAUGAAAAUGCUAUUGCUGUUCAUGUUGUUAUGGAGGUGUGUGCAGGGGGUGAACUUUUUGAUAGGAUUAUUCAGCGCGGGCAUUACACAGAAAGAAAGGCAGCUGAGCUUACCAGGACAAUUGUUGGAGUUGUAGAAGCCUGUCACUCUUUAGGAGUGAUGCAUCGCGAUCUUAAGCCCGAGAAUUUUCUUUUCAUUGAUCAGAAGGAGGAUUCACUGCUCAAAACCAUUGACUUUGGCUUGUCUGUAUUCUUCAAGCCAGGGGAAAAGUUUACUGAUGUAGUUGGCAGUCCAUAUUAUGUGGCACCAGAAGUCCUCAAAAAGCGUUAUGGUCCCGAGGCAGAUGUCUGGAGUGCUGGAGUAAUUGUGUACAUUUUACUGAGUGGAGUACCUCCAUUUUGGGCUGAAACUGAACAAGAAAUAUUCGAGGAAGUCCUGCAUGGUGAUCUUGACUUCUCUUCUGAUCCCUGGCCAAGUAUAUCAGAAAGUGCCAAGGAUUUGGUGAGAAAAAUGCUCGUCAGAGAUCCUCGCAGGCGUCUAACUGCACAUGAAGUCUUGUGCCACCCUUGGGUUCAAAUUGAUGGUGUUGCUCCUGACAAGCCUCUUGACUCUGCAGUCUUAAGUCGCAUGAAACAAUUUUCUGCUAUGAACAAACUCAAGAAAAUGGCUUUAAGAGUCAUAGCGGAGACCCUAUCUGAAGAAGAAAUAGCUGGACUAAAAGAAAUGUUUAAGAUGAUAGACACGGAUAAUAGUGGACAAAUCAGUUUUGAAGAGCUCAAGGUUGGAUUAAAACGAGUGGGUGCUAAUCUUAAGGAAUCAGAGAUUUAUGAUCUGAUGCAAGCAGCUGAUGUGGACAACAGUGGAACAAUUGAUUAUGGGGAGUUCAUAGCUGCAACAUUGCAUCUUAAUAAGAUUGAAAGAGAGGAUCACCUGUUUGCUGCUUUCAACUAUUUUGAUAAGGACGGAAGUGGUUACAUCACCCGGGAUGAACUUCAACAAGCCUGCAAGGAGUUUGGCAUCGAUGAUACCAGCCUGGACGAUAUGAUCAGAGAUGUUGACCAGGAUAAUGAUGGACGUAUUGAUUACAAUGAGUUCGUUGCCAUGAUGCAGAGAGGAAAUCCAGUUGUUGGAGGUGGCAAGAAGAACCUAGAGAAUAGCUUCAGUAUUAAUUUUAGGGAAGCACUAAAACUUUAGCACUUGAGUCUAAGGAGAGAGGUGUUUUUAUCCAUUUAUUCUUUUUUCCUAUACUUUUUCAGUUAGAACAAUCUUCAUCUCACUUCAUUAGAGUGUACAGCAGAAAUCAUGGUGCUAGAGAAGCAACAACCUUGCUCAUUCCUAGCCCUUUUGUCUAAGCUUCCACGGUUCACAGCUUCAACCUGUUUUUGUGGUGGAUAAUUGCAUAUUGUAUGAAGGCCCCAGAACAAAAAAAAAAAAAAAGAAGGGUCAACUUCCGCUGUUGGCGAGCUA
Coffea arabica (coffee) is the source of this 2754-nucleotide messenger RNA. RefSeq names its product calcium-dependent protein kinase 1. Gene Ontology annotation, biological process: protein phosphorylation. The record is from RefSeq and is a predicted model, not a curated record. Gene Ontology annotation, molecular function: ATP binding; protein kinase activity; calcium ion binding. NCBI's taxonomy places the organism in Eukaryota, Viridiplantae, Streptophyta, Magnoliopsida, Gentianales, Rubiaceae.